Molecule: messenger RNA, 1951 nt
Organism: Lactuca saligna
Lineage: Eukaryota; Viridiplantae; Streptophyta; Magnoliopsida; Asterales; Asteraceae
Source: the annotation of a GenBank genome assembly
AUUAAACAUUUAUGGUGUAAGAUAUAUACCCCACCCCUCCUUCGUGUGUGUUUUAUCUCCCUAUAUAUACAGAUACACGAAGGAAUCCACCAAAAACACCCAUAACCAUUACAACCAUUUCCAUCUCUCUCUCUCUCUAUCUCUAUCCUCUCUUCACUAUUCUAUCUACACAUCUCCAUCCACUAUCUCUCUCUCUUUCUGUACCAAUACAACUGAUCAAAAGCUGUUGAAAGGGAUAUCUCUAUACAUAUAUACGGUUAGGGAGAGAGAAAGAAGAGGGAACCGGUUGUGAAGUUUAAAAAUGGGGGCCGAUGGAUUUGGAGGGAUGAGUUAUUAUGUGGGAAUUUUUCUGGGAUUAAUGUUGAUUCUUAAAUGGGUUUUGAAGAGUGUGAAUAUAUGGAUUUAUGAGAGGAAUUUGGAGAAGAAGAAGAGGGAGUGUCUGCCACCAGGUGAUAUGGGUUGGCCGUUCAUCGGAAACAUGUGGUCUUUCCUCAGAGCUUUCAAGUCUAAUGAUCCUGAUGCCUUCAUCUCCACUUUCCUUCGCAGAUUUGGGUCUAGGGGUUUAUAUAAGUCGUUUAUGUUUGGUAGCCCUAGCAUCAUCGUGACUGUUCCCGAAGCAUGUCGGAAAGUAUUGUUUGAUGACGAAGCAUUCCAGCCAGGGUGGCCAACUGCCACCCGGGAACUCAUCGGAAAAAAAUCAUUUAUUGGAAUUUCGUACGAAGAUCAUAAAAGGCUUCGUAAGUUGACUGCAGCACCAGUAAACGGACACGAAGCCUUGUCUACAUACAUGCAGUACAUUGAGACCAAUGUGGUCUUAGCAUUGGAGAAAUGGUCAAAAAUGGGGCGGAUUGAGUUCCUCACCCACCUGCGAAAGCUAACUUUUCAGAUAAUCAUGCACAUUUUCCUUAGCACUGAGAGCGAACACGUAAUGGAUGCAUUGGAGAAAGAGUACACUGUGCUUAACUACGGCGUUAGAGCUAUGGCCAUUAAUAUUCCUGGUUUUGCAUAUUAUAAUGCACUUAAGGCGCGGAAGAACCUUGUGGCCAUUUUGCAAACGGUUGUACAUGAACGUAGGAAGAAACGAGAGGCAAACGAAGGGAUGUCCAAGAAAGACAUGCUUGAUGCUCUCCUGGACACUACAGACGAGAAAGGAAGAAAACUAGAUGAUGAGGAAAUAAUCGAUACAUUAGUUAUGUACCUAAACGCGGGCCAUGAAUCUUCGGGACACAUCACGAUGUGGUCUACCAUUCUUCUCCAAGCACAUCCGGAAUUUUUCCACAUAGCAAAGGAAGAACAAGAGAUGAUUGUUAAGAAUAUGCCACCAACACAAGAGGGUUUGACCUUGAAAGAGUAUAGGCAAAUGGAGUAUCUCUCCAAGGUGAUUGAUGAAACGCUUCGUUUGGUGACAUUUUCGCUCAUGACGUUCCGUGAAGCUAAAAAGGAUGUCGAUAUCAAAGGUUACUUCAUUCCUAAAGGAUGGAAAGUGUUGCUCUGGUUUAGGAGUGUUCACCAUAAUCCUGAACUUUAUCCCCAACCUAAAGAGUUUAAUCCAUCAAGAUGGGAUGAUCUUGUACCAAAGCCAGGAACUUUUCUUCCAUUUGGAGCAGGAAGUAGGCUUUGCCCUGGAAAUGACCUUGCCAAGCUAGAGAUUGCCAUCUUCCUCCACCAUUUUCUACUAAAUUAUGAGUUUGAAAGGGAAAAUCCAGAAUGCCCGAUUAUGUAUUUACCUCAUUCAAGGCCUAAAGACAAUUGCGUGGGAAGAGUUAGAAGGGUAUCCAAAUGAAAGAGGGUAGAUUUUGAAAUUAAAUAAAGUUUAAACAAAGUUAUACUGUAUUUUUUCUUUUGACUCAUAUGUUACAUUCCUCGGUGGAUUUUAGUAUUAGUUAAAAUAUUUCCGUAGUGUUGUCGUUUUAACCUUUUUGUCUUUCGUGGUGUAUAUUUUUCUAUCGUC